Rattus norvegicus (Norway rat) is the source of this 1861-nucleotide messenger RNA. It is a transcript of the gene H1f0, whose product is annotated as H1.0 linker histone. The record is from RefSeq and is marked provisional. NCBI's taxonomy places the organism in Eukaryota, Metazoa, Chordata, Mammalia, Rodentia, Muridae. Gene Ontology annotation, molecular function: DNA binding; structural constituent of chromatin. Gene Ontology annotation, biological process: nucleosome assembly. Gene Ontology annotation, cellular component: nucleus; nucleosome; chromosome. Bases 142 to 726 code for a protein of 194 amino acids. The transcript has a single exon.
CUUCCGUGUCCCCGGCAGCCACACUUUAGUCUGGCCUGCUAGUGGAGCGGAAGAACAGAUCGCGAGUCAGGUUCUGCACAGCCUCCGGCGAAGGCUGGCCCUUUGGAAGGCUCCUUGAACAGCCGGAGCAGGCCGGCCACCAUGACCGAGAACUCCACCUCCACCCCGGCGGCGAAGCCCAAGCGGGCCAAGGCCGCCAAGAAGUCCACGGACCACCCCAAGUAUUCAGACAUGAUCGUGGCUGCCAUCCAGGCAGAGAAGAACCGCGCCGGCUCCUCGCGCCAGUCCAUCCAAAAGUAUAUCAAGAGCCACUACAAGGUGGGUGAGAACGCCGACUCCCAGAUCAAGUUGUCCAUCAAGCGCCUAGUGACCACCGGUGUUCUCAAGCAAACCAAAGGGGUGGGCGCCUCGGGGUCCUUCAGGCUGGCCAAGGGCGAUGAGCCCAAGAGGUCGGUGGCUUUCAAGAAGACCAAGAAGGAAGUCAAGAAAGUGGCCACUCCAAAGAAGGCAGCCAAGCCCAAGAAGGCUGCUUCCAAAGCCCCAAGCAAGAAACCCAAAGCCACCCCGGUCAAGAAGGCCAAGAAGAAGCCGGCUGCCACGCCCAAGAAAGCCAAAAAGCCCAAGAUUGUCAAAGUCAAGCCAGUCAAGGCAUCCAAACCCAAGAAGGCCAAACCCGUGAAGCCCAAAGCCAAGUCGAGUGCCAAGAGAGCCAGCAAGAAGAAAUGACAAUGAAGGCUUUGCUUGGGGACACUCCUUCCUCCCUCCUGUUUUCUGUAAAUACAUUUCUCUCUUGAUCCCAUCUGCAACCCUUUGCCCAUUCUAUUUGGACUCUAUAGAGGACAGAGUUUGGCUUCCUCAGACAGACUUUGUGGAAUAUUUUCCUUAACCCAUUGUUCAAGGACAGCAAACAGACCUCAUCUUUAUAAUGAUGGAGAUGUACUUUUUUCUUGAUUUGAUAUUAACCUUACGGGGUUGUGGGGGGGGGGGGCGUUGUGUGUUUCCUUCGGUGGUUUGUUUACUAUGAAGGUAAAUGGAACUGGCAAAGUUCUGGGUAGGUGAGGACCCAGGAACUAGGUUGCUUGUCCCUAGUGAGCGUUUCAGAACCUUUGAUGAGCAGGUGAUACCCCAUCUACCUGGCCAAGGGGGGUUGUGGGGGAGAAGAGGAUAAACUCCCUGGGCUGCCCUACCAAUGGUGGUAAGUUGGGGGACCUGAUUUCUUUUUCUCUUCUGCCCUAGUGCCUCUCCAAGUGACAGCUGGUUAGAGAAGCCAUAGCUUCUCACAACCGGGAUUUAGCCAUUGGGAAGGAAGGGUCUUCUCAGCAGUCUCUGGUUAAAUGGGAGUGGACUUAGGGGGAGGGGUGCAGAGUCAGCCAAGUGCCUCAGUGUGCCUAUGGAAACUUGGGUUUUUCCACACGGUUGAUGGAUUGUGUCCUAGGAGGACGUUGUUCGUUUCCUUUCCCCUCUUCCUGUGUAAGAUGUGGCAUUGCUUGGUGCCACUUCAGUUCUACCAGCUGCCACUUAAAACCCCUCCAAGCUUUUGAGUCUUUUCUAAGUAGCCGAGGAGGGGGAGAGGCAGGGAGUGGACUGUGGGAUAUACUCCCGUGGAUUCGAAUUUGCUAGGUAGCUUUAGAGAAGCGGGAUUGUGUGCAUGUGUGUAUAUGUAUAUAUCCAUAUCUAAGACUAGUACUUAGUCUCACCUCGGGAGCUGGGAGAAAAACUCUGUACAGUUGUCCUCUUAUUUUAAUAAAGUAGGAAACUCGGGUACCCUACCCCACUUUUUAAACAAGUGUAACUAGUGCCGGGAAAAAAUUACUGUGGUUGUAAUUUUAAAACUUUAAAAUAAAACUGGAAAGGAAAAAAA